Molecule: messenger RNA, 1355 nt
Organism: Aricia agestis (brown argus)
Lineage: Eukaryota; Metazoa; Arthropoda; Insecta; Lepidoptera; Lycaenidae
Product: transmembrane protein 120 homolog
Exons: 8
Coding region: 142-1230 (362 amino acids)
Cellular component (GO): membrane
Source: RefSeq, a predicted model, not a curated record
UCUAGUUAUAAUCUGUGAUUGCGAUUUUCGCUAGAUUUUUGUGUAGUCGGUGUAUGCUUGGAAUUUACACUUUAUUGCUGUUUUUACUUUAGUUUUUUGGUACUUUUAGACGAAUAAUAUAUUAUUUCAUCAAAGUAAACAAUGGAUAUUGAGGAAGUGCAAAAAGAAUGGGAGGAUUUAAGAGUCGAUUUCAAGAGACUGGAGACAAUAAACAAAGAUUAUGCGACAAAACUUGAAGAAGUGGGAGAUCUUCAAGGAGCGUGUAUGAAGGAGUUAAAUCAUCAACGGUAUCGCAUGUCCCUAAUUGCAAAUGCACUCAAAAGCGUGGACAAAAAGUCAAUAGAGAAAGAUGAGAGGCUACUUACGUUAGAGAAGGAGAUAAUGAAGAGAAAAGCGAUGUUACACGAAAUAGAAGCGACACUACCAAAACAGAACAGCCUGUACCUCAAAAUAAUACUCGGCAAUGUCAACGUGUCUAUUCUCAACAAAAACGACAAAUUUAAAUACAAGGAUGAAUAUGAGAAGUUUAAGUUAAUACUCAGCGCAAUAGCGUUUGUCUUGGCGGUAUUAAAUUUAUUAAUCGACUUCAGGCCCCUCCAACUCAUAAUGAUAUUCCUGCUAGUCUGGUACUACUGUACCCUCACGAUAAGGGAGAGCAUCCUGAAAGUCAACGGGUCAAGGAUCAAGGGGUGGUGGCGGCUUCACCAUUUCAUAUCGACGGCGGUGGCCGGCAUCAUACUAGUGUGGCCGCAGAACGAACCCUGGAAUGAGUUUAGACACACCUUUAUGUGGUUUAUUGCUUAUAUCAGUGUGGUCCAGUACAUGCAGUUUAGAUACCAGAGUGGUGUGCUAUACCGGCUAAAGGCUUUAGGGGCGAGGCAUAACAUGGACAUCACUAUAGAAGGCUUCCACUCUUGGAUGUGGAGAGGACUGUCCUACCUGCUGCCUUUCCUCUUCGGUGGUUAUAUGUUCCAACUAUACAUAGCGUACACGCUGUACCAAAUAAGCUAUCACCCAGAGGCUACAUGGCAGGUUUGGUACCUAGUGCCUUUGUUUCUCACGUUGCACAUCUGUAAUAUGUACACGAUAUUGCGGACGUUGCGUAAGAAAACGAAGGGCGGCCUCAAGUUGCGAUACAAAUUGCGCGCGAUCGCCUACAGGCUGUCCAAUGAGAUCGCAGUUUUGGAUCAGAAAUGGCGACAGAAUAAAGGAGAAGCUAAAACGGAGUGAACGUUAUAUUAUUUUCGUAGGUGACCGGUUUAAUAUAAACGUAUCUUUGUACUUGACUGUGAAACAUUUCUAUUUUCGUAUUACAAAUUAUUCCUGUUAGGCAAUGUGAUGUUAUUUAUAUCUAU